AUUAGACUUUUGAUGCUAAAGUGAUCUGCAGUGCCACUUUUUGGCCAGCCAAAAAAUCAAAAGUUGUAAUUUUGUUAUGAAAAGAUCUGUGUUGUUUUCUAUCAGCAUUUGCGUCAUAGAAUCAAGAGUUUGUGUGUUCACGCGUCUCCGCGACAAUGAAUAAGUCAUUCAAACUAGGCGCAAUUAAAAAUAAUUAGUUGUGCUAACAUUUGACGUGUACAUUUAAAGAGAAAUCUCUGAAGAAACAGUUGGAGCAAGAAAAGUAGUGAAAGUGCACCUUUUGAGUUUUCUAACUGCGACCUUGAGUUAACUAUUGGGCGUAGUAAUAAACAUGGGGGCCGAUGACGAUGACAAGACUAUUGUUGAGAAAGUGAUGGGGAACAAGAUGGUGAUGAUAGGUGUGAUUGCGAUGGCAGAGGUGUUUGGCAUCAUAGGUCUGGCUCUGUUGAUCCACUUCUCCAGAGAGUACUACGGUGGCUACGAGUGGGGCGACAUGAAGGACGGACUCCUCUUCACCUACCACCCCCUCUUCAUGUAUCUGGGCAUGAUCUUCUUCUUCGGAAAUGCAAUCAUGUCCUUCAGAGUGAUGAACAUGCUUCCUAUCCCCAGGGUAGUGGCCAAGUGUAUCCACGGUGGUCUGCACGUGUGCACGAUGCUGUUCAUCAGUCUGGGUCUGGUGGCGAUCAACAGGGUCAAGAAGAAUGCGUGGAUGGGCACGAACAACAUGUACAGUACCCACUCCUACUGGGGAGCUGUGACCAUAGCAAUCUACGUCCUCCAGUUCUCAGGGGGGCUCAUCUCAUUCCUCAUACCCGUCCUGUCGGACAGAAUCAAGCGCACCUUCCUGCCAAUUCAUCGGUUCCUGGGAGCAGGCAUCUUCCUCAUGGCCCUGAUAACAGUGCUCAUUGGACUGACCAAGAUGGCCAGCACCGUGGGACAGGUGACGGGCAAGUCCUUCAGCUCCUACCCCGAGUGGGGGACAGUGCACAUAUUCACAUCCUGCUUCAUCGGACUGUUCGUGCUCACAGUCAUGGUUGUGAUUAUCAACAGUGGAUUCAAAACACCUCCAAAAACCACCCAAGAAAAAUAGACGCGUCAAAAUUUGGACGAGAAAUUUAACAUGGAAUCUAUUCUGUACCAUAUAUCAUCUAUCAAAUCACAUAUCAUGUAUCAUAUGAACUGUUUAAUUCAUAUUACUGGAAUUA
This is a messenger RNA of Symsagittifera roscoffensis, 1205 nucleotides long. RefSeq names its product transmembrane ascorbate-dependent reductase CYB561-like. The coding region runs from base 332 to 1090 and encodes 252 amino acids. Gene Ontology annotation, molecular function: oxidoreductase activity. The record is from RefSeq and is a predicted model, not a curated record. The transcript has 3 exons. NCBI's taxonomy places the organism in Eukaryota, Metazoa, Xenacoelomorpha, Acoela, Convolutidae.